AUGUCAUAUCUGCUGUACUUUGCUGUCUUGCUUGUCGUCCCGACACCGUCCCAGGGCUGCUCCCAGCCUAACGGUUGGCGUCCCAAGCCACUUGACCAGCGUGUCCCCUUAGCCGACAUCGUGGUCCAUGCUAAAGUCUUGAACAAGACUGAAACACCCCGAUUUGAGCAUGACUGGCCAGACGCAUACAGUGGAAUCAUGGAGGUUUACUGUGUGAUGAAAGGAGGCCCCUUGCCACAGAACAUCACAGUCGUUGAGAUGGGUUCCAUUGCAGGACAGUGCGUUUCCAACGAUGUUGAUAUUGAUGAGGAAUAUAUUCUCCUCCUGACUCGGCAUGACAUCGACAACACCACGUUUCUGGCAGACAACGUAAAUGUCCAGGCUGCAGUCAUCCCGGCCACACAGGGCAAUCUGGAAAUGGUCGCCGUGAUGUGUGCACUGCCGAGCUUCACUUUUCCGCUAGGCGACGCUGGAAACGCUUUUUGCCCCAUCCGUCCACUUGAGUGUGGAGCGGCUUCACAUUUUGAAUAG
Messenger RNA from Branchiostoma belcheri (Belcher's lancelet), 531 nucleotides. RefSeq names its product coiled-coil domain-containing protein 3-like. Lineage: Eukaryota; Metazoa; Chordata; Leptocardii; Amphioxiformes; Branchiostomatidae. The record is from RefSeq and is a predicted model, not a curated record. Bases 1 to 531 code for a protein of 176 amino acids. The transcript has 4 exons.